This is a messenger RNA of Amphimedon queenslandica, 469 nucleotides long. RefSeq lists its product as uncharacterized. NCBI's taxonomy places the organism in Eukaryota, Metazoa, Porifera, Demospongiae, Haplosclerida, Niphatidae. The transcript has 3 exons. The record is from RefSeq and is a predicted model, not a curated record. The coding region runs from base 54 to 389 and encodes 111 amino acids.
UUUCUCCAAAUCCAAAGCCUCCAAAGAACUAAUUUAUCUAAGCCAUCAUCAUCAUGAGUUGCUGCUGUGCAGGUGAGGGUGAACCAACCUGUAUAUAUUGGAUAGGGCAAGCUGACACAGCAAGGCUGAAGGCUCGCUUUUGGCUGCAGUAUGGAAUCAUCAAUUGCAUUGUUUUUGGCAUAUGCAUCCUCUUUACCUGGCUGGUGUAUGCCUUCCCAGUAAUUGGGGCUAUUCUUGGCUACAUAGCAUUGAAAAAGUUUGAUGAUGGAAAUGAAGAAGGUUGUGAUUCCUAUACCAAGUAUUCAAUGAUAGUCAGCAUUGUUGGAACAGUCCUUUGCUCAAUUUUUGUUGUUUUAGCCACUAUUGGCAUUGCCUUGAACAAUGCCUGAUCCACGAUGUGUUUCAGUUAAAACUUGAUAGUUGAAACCAUUAUUUUUUACACCUGAUUUAAUUUGUUAUUUUUAGUACU